Messenger RNA from Spizellomyces punctatus DAOM BR117, 1287 nucleotides. RefSeq lists its product as uncharacterized. The transcript is spliced from 6 exons. The coding region runs from base 51 to 1229 and encodes 392 amino acids. Lineage: Eukaryota; Fungi; Chytridiomycota; Chytridiomycetes; Spizellomycetales; Spizellomycetaceae. The record is from RefSeq and is a predicted model, not a curated record.
UUUUUCUCUUGAUUUUUGGAGCGAUAUCUUUUUUUGCUAUUUUUUUCACCAUGCCAAACUCCGUUAAGUCUAACGCGUCCUCCAAGAAUGGCCGUAACUACAGGCUUAAGCUUGUAAGCAAUGACAUUGUUGUGGACCGUCAGUCCUUCAACCGCUUGCUCAAGGAGCGCCGUCCCCGGGAUCUCGUGAUCCCGCCCCCCUCUCCAGCUGUACAGGCACUGGUAGAGCGUCUCUUGGCACGACGCCAAGUGUUGAAACGUGGCGCCUGUCUUGACCUUGAACAGGAAAUGCCAGCGUAUUUUGGCGACAACCCUGUUGUCCCGAAAGAAGUCAGCGAUACCCUGUUUGAUGUUUAUGCUGACACCGACAAGUUUGAGGCGCAGCAUGAGGUGGAAUGGGCUCGGGUAAAAGUGCCCCUUCUCUCCAUGUUGAACCCGGGGGAGGUCUUUAACCAUGCCUCCGAGAGCCAUCUGCUUGUCCUACCCCCAGGCACUGCUGAAGGACUGGCCCGGCCGAAACCCGACCUUUUACUCGGGUUCUAUCGGCUGGGUCGCGCCAGUUACCGCCGGAACGCGUACACACUGGUGACCAGCAAUGUUCUGCCCAUUCGAGCCCAGUGUGGUGAUGCCGAUGGCCCCCACUUCCCCUUUUUUGUUCAAGAACGAAGAGCGGAUAGAGGGACGGCGCUCGAGUGUCUGAACCAGCUGCUUGGCGGUCUCAGGACUGCCAUGUAUGCCUGGGAAAUGGUACUCGAGCGGCAGAACAUUGCCAUCGUGGGUAUGACGUUGGUGGGGUUCUACUUCAGCCUGUACGUGAUGGGUUAUGGCGAAUGUGACGGCGAGGGCAUGUACGUAGCCUAUCACAUCACAGACUACUCUAUCCUUGUGGAUAGAGACUUGCCUCGUCUCAUGUCUCUUAUGGUUGCCGUGAAAGAGGAAGGGUUACGGCUCUUCAACUUUCUGUUGACCAUCAAGUGGCAAGACUUGCAAGGUAGUCUGGAUGAUGGCGACAAUGUGCCCGACCCCGAUCCUGAGGGCGAUGAGGAGGAUGACGAGCGCGACAACGACCGGGCGGGGUUGUCCGAGCCCCGGCACAAGAAGCGUCGGCUUCGCCGUGCCGGAGCGAAGGAUCCGGUCGUCGAUAGCAUCGCCAAGGUUCAAAGUUGGCUUCCUUUGGUAGUCCGACCGGAAGGCCCAGGCGCUGCUCCUGGAGCGGAGGAUCUUGAGUGAUGCCUCCCUUCGGGUCGUGAUCGUUGGAGCCACCCGACUUUCCGUCCUCGAGGUAAGU